Molecule: messenger RNA, 904 nt
Organism: Nymphalis io (European peacock)
Lineage: Eukaryota; Metazoa; Arthropoda; Insecta; Lepidoptera; Nymphalidae
Product: RNA polymerase II-associated protein 3
Exons: 3
Coding region: 32-748 (238 amino acids)
Molecular function (GO): protein binding
Source: RefSeq, a predicted model, not a curated record
ACGAACAAAAACAAUCUCGAUUCAAUACACAAUGAGUAAGAAUAUGAUAACAUCUAAUCCGGCAUUGAAAGAUCACAAGCAGAUGGAAUUAAACGAAGAAUGGAAUAACUUUAUGAAACGAAUCGGCGAAGUAUCGACCCUUGUCAGGGAUCUCGCGAGCGGUGACAAGAUCAAAUCGGAGGCUGCCAAAGCAAUAGCUGAUCAGUAUCUUGAAGGGAAAAUUGUAGUCGAUGAAGAUGUGAAGAUGACGAUAAAAGAAAAUCGAACGUUGAUUAACCAAAAAGCUUUUGAAACGUUCAAAAAUAAUGAUACAGGAGAAAUAGAUAAGGAUGCAUGGAUGGCAGAAGUAAGCAAAGAUGCUGAACGUCGUGCGUUGGAUAAAAAGAUACGUCAAGAGAAGGCGGAUACAUUAAAAACUCAAGCCGUUAAAGCAUUUCGUCGAGGCGAAUACGACAGAGCACUAUCUUGUUACAAUCGCGCAAUAGAACAAAUCAAAGACAACCCUAUGUUGUACUGCGACCGCGCAUUAACUAAUAUUAAACUCGAAAACUUUGACAAGGUGAUUAACGACUGUGAGUGGGCUUUACGACUGAAUGAAAACAGCUUCAAAGCUCGUCUCUAUACAGCGAAAGCGUAUAAGGAAUUAGAGGAAAAUGAUAAAUUCGAAAAAUGUAAAACAGAAUUAAAAGAAAUAUUCCCCCAACAUGAAGAUCUUGUUAAAUACUUUUUGAAUGAAGAAGACCAAUAAAUCAAAUGAAAGAUUAGGUCCAAAAUGUAGAAGAUAAUCUGCAUUAGAGGAUUGCACCAAUUUAUCUAUAUAAUUAUAAAUAUACCUUCUAUUUGGUAAUAGAGAAAUUUGUUUUUACGUAAUGAGAUAUUCAAAAUUAAAUUAUCUAUAGCGAUU